ACGUCGUUUUAAGCAACUAUCCCCGCGUUUACAACUGUAGGCAGUUUCCUUUCCGUGCAGGACAAUUCGUCCUUUUCCCCUUCUCUCUCUGAGUUUGAAAAAAUCCGUACAGGUGUUGCCAUGGCCAAAAUCUCAUUCAAGAUGGAGCACCCUCUCGAAAGGAGGCAGGCAGAAGCUGCUCGCAUCAGAGAGAAGUAUCCGGACAGAAUACCAGUGAUUGUGGAAAGGGCUGAAAAGAGUGACAUUCCUGACAUUGAUAAGAAAAAAUACCUGGUUCCUGCGGAUCUGACUGUUGGCCAGUUUGUUUAUGUUGUCCGGAAGAGGAUUAAGCUCAGUCCUGAGAAGGCGAUAUUCAUUUUUAUCAAGAACAUUCUGCCGCCAACUGCGGCUAUGAUGUCUGCAAUUUAUGAGGAAAACAAGGAUGAAGAUGGUUUUCUCUACAUGACCUACAGUGGGGAGAACACAUUUGGUUCACUUAUAAUGUAAUCAAGCCAAAAAUAUGUGAAUAAGACCCGUAAAGACGAAAUAAUUUAGGUUAGUUGUAAAUUCUCCAUGAUGCUCUCUCUUCCCUACUCUCAGACACUUCCUUCUGGAACAACUUAUUUAUACUCUUUCAAAUACUCUCUUAUUGAUCUAAUGUCAUCUCAAAUGGAUUUGCUGAAAUGAAUGGAAUUACUUCAUACACUAGA
Molecule: messenger RNA, 689 nt
Organism: Vitis riparia (riverbank grape)
Lineage: Eukaryota; Viridiplantae; Streptophyta; Magnoliopsida; Vitales; Vitaceae
Product: autophagy-related protein 8C-like
Exons: 6
Coding region: 121-486 (121 amino acids)
Biological process (GO): cellular response to nitrogen starvation
Source: RefSeq, a predicted model, not a curated record